Notothenia coriiceps (black rockcod) is the source of this 1638-nucleotide messenger RNA. RefSeq names its product fibroblast growth factor 5-like. NCBI's taxonomy places the organism in Eukaryota, Metazoa, Chordata, Actinopteri, Perciformes, Nototheniidae. The transcript is spliced from 4 exons. The coding region runs from base 1 to 1038 and encodes 345 amino acids. The record is from RefSeq and is a predicted model, not a curated record. Gene Ontology annotation, molecular function: growth factor activity.
AUGGAAGAAUGGGCCAAAAUCCCUCUAGAGACCUGUGCCAACCUAGUCAAGAACUACUCUAAGAGGUUGCUGUCAGUUGUGGCUCAGAAAGGCCACAUCACGUCUACCGCAGUCAUUCUACCGGUUUUUAAACCUACAGUCCCAGUGAGGUUGGGGGUCCCGGGGCAGAGGAGGUGUAGGCGGUCGGUCAGGGGGAGUUUCUCCCACUCUCGCUCCCUUUCCCUGCACCCAGCUCAGCAUGCCCCAGCCCCUGAGCACCUCCACAGCUCUCCCAGCUCCACUACCAUGUGUAGAUGGACAGUGACACAAGGUGCACCGCACGCCUGGUCCUCCACCUGCCCCCGCUACAGACCCCCCUCUCUCAUCCUCUCCUUCACCUUCCUCCUCCUGCUUCUCCUGCUCGGAACCUCUUCCUCCGCACCCCUGUCCGCUUCAUCACCAGACUCUGAGAAGCACCACAAUGCAGCGAGAGGGGCUCCUCCUCACAUCUUCAUCUCACAUGCGCCAACUUCCUCGUCACCCUCACCGCUGCACGCAUCCUCUGCGAGGUUGCCCCGGGCGACCAAUGUGUCAUCGUCCUCCGCGACAGUUAUCGGGCGCCACGUGCGGAGCAGCUACAACCAUCUUCAAGGGGACGUGCGCAGAAGGAAACUGUUCUCCUUCCAGAAAUUCUUCCUCCGCAUUGAUAGAAAAGGAAAAGUUAAUGGCACCAAAAGUGAGGACGACCCAUACAGUAUGCUGGAGAUCAAGUCAGUGGAUGUGGGAGUCGUGGCCAUCAGGGGCCUCAGCAGCAACUACUACCUGGCAAUCAGCAAGAAGGGAGAGCUAUACGGAGCAAGGGACUAUGGUCCGGACUGCCGUCUAAUUGAACGCAUCGAGGAGAACAAGUACAACACCUACGCUUCAGCAGAGUGGCGCAACAAGAAGAAGCACAUGUUUGUGGGACUGAACGCCAACGGCAAGCCAAUGAGAGGGAAGAAAACACGGAGGAAAAACACUGCCACUCACUUCCUGCCCAUUGUGGUACAACCACGAUGAUUGGACAUAUCAGCCAUGAGAGAGCUCUGCACACUGCAGUGAUCAGACUUUUCUGGAGUUACAUCGAUGGCUACAUUGGACAGGUCUGAAUCAGAUCUGAAUGAUGCACUGAGGAGGGAACGAGCGGAAACAUAUGGACAUUUUAUCUCUGUUGGAAAAAGACAUUUCUAUUUUUAAAGAAAGAAAUAAGAUAUAUUGCUAUACAAUGUAUAUAUUAUUUUCUGUUUUAAGUUAUCAAGUACAUUGGCACAGUAGAAAAUAUGAAAGAAAUGACUUCUGUGCCAACAUUGGAUUAGUAACUCACAUUUCUCGAUUUGUGUCUAUGUGAAAUGCUUGACUGGGAAGAAGUGAAAUGACUAAAUAUGUAAGAGAGGAAAAGUAAAGAAGUAUUAAAGGAAAGCUGACGGCAAAGGAAAGGAUAAGAAAGGAAGAAAUGAUGAGAUGAGGAUGAGAAAGAAUAGGAGGGAAGAAGCACCAACACAAGUCUAACACUAUCAUGUUCUUUUCUUUACAUUUAUUUAUUUUGUGUAAUAUUUAACAAAAAAAGAUCAAAAACACAAUAAUGACAAAUUAUUGUCUUUUUACCAUUUAUGCUUCUCU